GGGACACAAGCUAUAGAAAAAUUGCUCUUUGUAACCGUGAUUCCUUGUAAUGUCUUGAAGAGUUGUUGCAGCUAAGAUUGCACGAAGUUGAAUCAAGCUUUUCUUUUCUUAACGAUUGUUGCGUUGCAAGAUCUGUUCAUUACAGGAAGAUCGUGUAACAAGAACCCGCGCGUUUUCUUGCCCAAGUUUCUUCUCGGGCUUUUCCUCGCUCGCUCGCUUACUCCCAACCAACCGACCGAGAGCCUGGGAAAGGCUACGUUCUUAAUGAAUUAAUCCCAAAGGAGAAUUAGAAAAAAUAAUUCACAUAAUUAUUUUUGACACCUUGUAUACCAAUGUCCUAUCCUGCACUAGUGCUCAUGAUGUCCUAUACAUUUUCACUUGCGUAUUUGAAAGUGUUUGAAGAUGUUUGAACAUCACUGUGUAUUUCAAUAACUUUUGGUACAGUAAAGCUUAAUUGAUGUAAUUUGAUCAGCAGAUGCCGCAGUAGACGGCUUUGCUAAUGUGGCAGCUUUAAUAAAGGCUCGAAUUAUUUCCUUUUACCUGCCCUUCACAAUUUGCUACAAUUCGCGAUUUAAUAAUCCCUCCAUUUUUAAGACGCAGAAUAUCCUGAAUGCGGAUACGUUGUAAUAAUUUACGCGAAAUUGGCCAUUUCCGAGUUCUUUUUCCCCCAUUUUGAAGCCAGUCUUUUUGUGAUACCCUCUUUUUGAAAAUGAGUUUUAGAAGUUCAUUUUAAUGCGAAUCAAAUUUAUUUUCAUUUGAUCGGUUUAGCACCAUCACUGGUUUUAAAACCGAGGCUACGUAUCGAGAAAAACUGAAGUACCAUUUCCGCGUUCCCAUAAAUUUGUAACACCAUGCCAGAGACUCGUGAAAUUUCUGCAAGGAUAGCUAAUUCUACAGAAUGAUUCUUUCAAUCACCAGAAAAAAUCGUGCACAAGUAAAGUGAAAUUAAUGCCGGAAGCGAAUAGUAACUCGACGCGAACUCCACAUGGCCGGUAUGGCCUGGAUAGCGAGUGUUCCACUGCUAACCUUUUAUCUCCCUGUGCCGAGAAAGACAGUAACCCUUUACAUGUAAGCCGGACAAGCUCGUGGAGAAAGGGUGAAGAGAAAUAUAAGUAGUGCUGAGGAGGAAGGAAGGUUGCCAGUUCGUUUUGUGAGCCUUAUUGCAGCCCACUGUACCUCCCGGUGGGGACGGCGAAACGACUGCGCUUCAGCGCGUAAUAGCCAAGUGUCCUCACAAAAACAAAUUAAGAAACAAAUAUCAAAUACAGAUUUCCUGCUGUAUAAGGAAGUUUUUGAACAGUCAAGUCAAAAACACUUCAAAGCAUACGUAAUAUAUAUAGGCUAUACCCAUAAAAUGAUUCGUUUUCCAUGGCGUUCUCCUCGACCGGUCGAUUAAAAAGAUAUAAAACGAAGGAAAAACGGGCAAAAGAAAUGUUGGCAGAUUAUCAAAUAACUCCAAGCGAACCUUGAUUAUAUCUUCCCCGCGACUGCAAUGUUAGUGUCAUACGAUCUAAACGUCGUUAUGGUCCGUUGUGGGGGCUGACUUAGAUGUCAGUCACUUGAACACGUACAUCCUGUGUAUAUGAAACGUAUUAAACUUGGGAAGAACCAAAAACACGCAUCAGGCAAUGAAGAAAAAACUUUUCUGUUUUUUUUUUUUUAAUCUUUCCAAAAAAAAUGCCUCGCUCGGGCGAUGGGAAACAAAACAUUUCGUGACCCGGGUUUAUAAAAAUGAUCGUAGGAAUUAGGUAAGCUAGAAACUGUAGAAACAGCGGUUUUAAGCUGUAGUUUAUAGAUGGAAAGAGAGAAAGCAUCGGGGUUUUUCCAUGUUUUGUUGUUGUUUCCUAGAUCUCGUUUUUCCUUUAAAACCCAUGGAAAAUGGCCAGUGGAGGAUAUGACGCUCUGAAGCCCUGACCAGUGCGGUAUUUGACCGUGUAAGCUCGCCAAUAUUUUGCGGAGAAUGACCAAUGUAACCUACGAUCAGGCGUUCUUUUUCUUGGUGGAAGCGGAAGAGAGUGAGAAAUUAAAGAACGGCUUAUCGUAGGUUAUGACCAAUUUGACCACAAGUCAUGCUCGGGGGCUUGGCUAGGGUGGGAGAGGGGUUGGGCGUAAAGUGGGUUACGUAAGAAAAAUCUCCGGGGUAGCGGAACGCGGCAGAAGAAAAAGAAUUUUUAGGCGCUUUCGAGUUUACCUUUCUAAGAAUAAUGUUGUAUUUUUCUUGUAUUUUAAAAAUGGCUUAGUUGUGCCGAUAACUGAAUUUUUUGUCUUCCUUGUGAAAUAUUGCGUGACGAACACAAAAGAUUGACGGGACAAUAGAAGUUCAGCCAAUCAGAAGGCAUGUUUACCUUUGCCGACGUGAAUAUUUAUGUGCUCGUCCGAAACGAAAGUUAUGUCAUCGAUUGAAUUGAGAAGUCUUGAAACUGUGGUGUCCUUGCUGAUUGAAACUGGGGAAAAGCUAGCUGUACUCAUGAACUUUGGUCACGAUUAGUGUAGUAUGGAAGCUGAAGAGGAAAUGAAAAAAGGAAACUUUGCGAAAGCCCGCCAAAUGUUCGACAGCGUGCUUCGAAAAGACAAGAAUAAAAUGCAGUGCCUGCUGGGGAAGGCUGAUUGUUUCGCGCUGGAAGGACGGUGGACCGACUCCCUGCCACUUUAUUGCGAAGCAUUCAAAAACGGAAAAGUUAAACCUGAGCGAUUGUUUCAGCUGGUGAAAGGACUAACGCAGACGAUCAAUAUCGAGCGAGAUUGCUGUCGAUCAAGAGAUGACGACGGUGCUAGCGUUUUGCAGUGUGGAAUCUGUUCCGGUAUACUUUGCGACCCUGUCACUGUUCCUUGCGGGCAUUCCUUUUGCAAAUUGUGCUUGGAAAAGCAAGAGGCCAAAAAAUGCGGGCACUGCAGCGAGCCGUUCGCCUUCGUUUCUCUGAAGGUAAACGUUAUGCUACAAGACAUACUUCGGAAGUCGUUCGACAAAGAAUUAGAAGCCACUCGCCUUCGCCUCGAGGGGAAUAAUUUGCAUAGGAAAAAACAGAGUCUGGAAGCAAUCGAAAAAUACCGUGAGGCAGAAAAAUUCAACAAAUCCGACCAUUUAGUUCAGAGUAACAUUGCUUGUAUUUUACUUGCACUGGGACGAUUUGAAGAGAGCCUUCUGCCAGCCAAUAAGGCCUGUGAACUUCAGCCUGACUGGCCAAAGGGAUAUUACAGAAAAGGUUGUGCUCUAUUAGGCCUCAAUAAGAAGCCUGAAGCAGCUGUGGCAUUUUUGCAUUGCCUUGCACGAGAUCCUGACAAAACAGGUGUUAAAAAGUCACUGGCCAAGCUCAUUCAUGAAGUCAUCACUGAAGAUACUCCAUGCUCCAGUUGUGCUAAGAACCAAACUGCAGGCGAUCACAGCAGUUGUGCAGCUGGAAACACAGAACCCAUUUUACAAAGACUUACAAAUCUAAUUGAUCUGGUAAAACAGAGCAAAGCAGGAUCUAUUGAAGAAGAUACUGAAAGUGAACCUGACAUCAAGAAGUUAAGACUUGACAAGUGUUGUUGUGUGGAGGACCUAGAAUGUACUUUAUGUUGCAGGUUGCUUUAUGAACCAGUCACCACACCCUGUGGCCAUGUGUUUUGUCGUUCCUGCCUUAACUGCAAUCUUGAUCACAGACCAACCUGUCCCAUUUGCAGAUUUUCUUUGAAAAAGUUCCUUGCUGAAAGAAAUCAGAACAUCACAGUUGCUGUAAACAGGCUAAUUGAAACUGCCUUACCAGAGGAGUAUGAAGAAAGAAAGAAACUUCACCAAGAAGAAAUGGAAAAGUUAGCCAGCGUGGCCAGUGACACCACAGAAGAUGUACCUAUCUUUGUCUGCACCUUGGCAUUUCCAUCACAGCCUUGUCCACUGCACAUCUUUGAACCUCGCUAUCGUCUGAUGGUUAGGCAGUGCAUGGAAGCUGGAUCAAAGCAGUUUGGAAUGUGUCUACACAGUGAGGAGAAGGGUUUUGUAGAUUAUGGUGUUAUGCUGGAGAUUAAUGACCUGCAAUACCUUCCAGAUGGAAGGUCUUUCCUUGACUGUGUUGGUGGAAGGCGCUUUAAGGUUCUUAAAAGAGGAAUGACGAAUGGAUACCAUACUGCCAAAGUAGAAUGGAUAAAAGAUGAGCCUAUUCCAGAGGAGGAACUAGAUGACGUGAAGGAUCUUCAUCAAAGAGUUUAUAACCAAGCUAAAUCCUGGUUUACCAAUCUGCCACUCAUUCCAAGGAGACGGAUCACCAACAUGUUUUCUGAGAUGCCAGACUGUGACAGUGAAAUUCAGAAUGUACCUCAGGGGCCAGUAUGGAUGUGGUGGUUUCUGUCCGUAUGUCCGCUGCCACUUGAAAUUCAGCUGGAAUUCAUUUCCAUGCCGUCAUUAAAAAGCCGUCUUGAAAAAUUAGAACAACUCAUAGCUUCACUUCAAACGUGCAUAUAAAGAUAUUAUUAUUAUGAUCUGCUGAAGCGGAAUUGGAUUAUUUUUGUAGUAUGCUUGUAACUAAAAUAAAAUUAUUGUAGAA
Orbicella faveolata is the source of this 4520-nucleotide messenger RNA. Its product is annotated as LON peptidase N-terminal domain and RING finger protein 3-like. The record is from RefSeq and is a predicted model, not a curated record. Gene Ontology annotation, molecular function: protein binding; ubiquitin protein ligase activity. Lineage: Eukaryota; Metazoa; Cnidaria; Anthozoa; Scleractinia; Merulinidae.